Messenger RNA from Delphinapterus leucas (beluga whale), 8227 nucleotides. It is a transcript of the gene POLE, whose product is annotated as DNA polymerase epsilon, catalytic subunit. Gene Ontology annotation, cellular component: epsilon DNA polymerase complex; nucleus. NCBI's taxonomy places the organism in Eukaryota, Metazoa, Chordata, Mammalia, Artiodactyla, Monodontidae. Gene Ontology annotation, biological process: base-excision repair, gap-filling; DNA replication proofreading; leading strand elongation. Gene Ontology annotation, molecular function: DNA binding; DNA-directed DNA polymerase activity; nucleotide binding. The record is from RefSeq and is a predicted model, not a curated record.
CGGAGGAGUAGGCGCCAGCUCGAAGCUAUGGUUCUGAGGAACAGCGGGCGGCGGCGCGCAGAGCCGGGCUCGGACGGCGAGGCCAGCCGGGACGAUGGCCCCUCUACUUCUGUCUCGGCACUCAAGCGCCUGGAGCGCAGUCAGUGGACAGAUAAGAUGGAUCUGCGGUUUGGUUUUGAAAGACUCAAGGAGCCUGGUGAGAAGACAGGCUGGCUUAUCAACAUGCACCCUACGGAGAUUUUAGAUGAAGAUAAACGCUUAGUUAGUGCAGUGGAUUACUACUUUAUUCAAGAUGAUGGGAGCAGAUUUAAGGUGGCCUUGCCCUAUAAGCCAUAUUUCUACAUUGCAACCAGAAAGGGUUGUGAGCGAGAAGUUUCGUCUUUUCUCUCUAAGAAGUUUCAGGGUAAAAUUGCUAAAGUAGAGACUGUCCCUAAAGAGGAUCUGGACUUGCCAAAUCACUUGGUUGGUUUGAAACGAAAUUACAUUAAGCUGUCCUUCAACACCGUGGAGGACCUUGUCAAAGUGAGGAAGGAGAUCUCCCCUGCUGUGAAGAAAAACCGGGAACAGGGCCACACCAGUGAUGCCUAUACGGCUAUGCUCACCAGUGUUCUACAAGGGGGCAGUGUGAUUACUGAUGAAGAGGAAGCCUCUAAGAAGAUUUCUGACCAAUUGGACAACAUUGUGGACAUGCGAGAGUACGAUGUGCCCUACCACAUCCGCCUCUCCAUUGACCUGAAGAUCCAUGUGGCUCACUGGUACAACGUCCGGUACCGAGGAAGUGCCUUUCCAGUGGAAAUUGCCCGCCGUGAUGACCUUGUUGAACGACCCGACCCUGUGGUUUUAGCAUUUGACAUUGAGACGACCAAAUUGCCCCUCAAGUUUCCCGAUGCUGAGACUGAUCAGAUUAUGAUGAUUUCCUAUAUGAUUGAUGGUCAGGGCUACCUCAUCACCAACAGGGAGAUCGUCUCAGAAGAUAUAGAAGAUUUCGAGUUCACCCCCAAGCCAGAAUAUGAAGGGCCCUUCUAUGUCUUCAAUGCGCCUGAUGAGGUUCAUCUAAUCCAAAGAUGGUUUGAACACAUCCAGGAGACCAAACCCAACAUCAUGGUCACCUAUAAUGGGGACUUUUUCGACUGGCCGUUUGUGGAGGCCAGAGCAGCGGUCCAUGGACUGAGCAUGUACCAGGAGGUUGGGUUCCAGAAGGACAGCCAGGGGGAGUACAAAGCACCCCAGUGCAUCCACAUGGACUGUCUCAGGUGGGUGAAGAGGGACAGUUACCUUCCCGUGGGCAGCCACAACCUCAAAGCAGCUGCCAAAGCCAAGCUGGGCUAUGACCCCGUGGAACUGGACCCCGAGGACAUGUGCCGGAUGGCCACUGAGCAGCCCCAGACGCUGGCCACCUACUCGGUGUCAGACGCAGUGGCCACAUACUACCUGUACAUGAAGUACGUCCACCCCUUUAUAUUCGCCCUGUGCACCAUUAUCCCCAUGGAGCCCGAUGAGGUGCUGCGGAAGGGCUCCGGGACGCUGUGUGAGGCCUUGCUGAUGGUACAGGCCUUCCACGCCAACAUCGUCUUCCCCAACAAGCAGGAGCCAGAGUUCAGCAAGCUGACAGAUGAUGGCCACGUGCUGGAUGCCGAGACCUACGUGGGUGGCCACGUGGAAGCCCUGGAGUCGGGCGUGUUCCGCAGUGAUAUCCCCUGCCGGUUCCGGAUGAAUCCUGCUGCCUUUGACUUCCUGCUGCAGCGGGUGGAGAAGACCAUGCGUCACGCCAUCGAGGAAGAGGAGAAGGUGCCCAUGGAGCAGGUCACCAACUUCCAAGAGGUGUGUGAUCAGAUUAAGGCCAAGCUCACCUCCCUGAAAGAUGUUCCUAACCGAAUUGAGUGUCCCCUUAUCUACCACCUGGACGUGGGGGCCAUGUACCCCAACAUCAUCUUGACGAACCGCCUGCAGCCCUCUGCCAUGGUGGAUGAGGCCACCUGUGCUGCCUGUGACUUCAACAAGCCUGGAGCAAACUGCCAGAGGAAGAUGGCCUGGCAGUGGAGGGGCGAGUUCAUGCCAGCCAGUCGCAGCGAGUACCAUCGGAUCCAGCACCAGCUGGAGUCAGAGAAGUUCCCUCCCUUGACCCCAGAGGGCCCAGCCCGGGCCUUUCACGAGCUGUCCCGCGAGGAGCAGGCUAAAUACGAGAAGCGGAGGCUGGCAGAUUACUGCCGGAAGGCAUACAAGAAAAUCCACGUGACCAAGGUGGAAGAACGUCUUACCACCAUCUGCCAGCGGGAGAACUCCUUCUAUGUGGACACAGUGCGUGCCUUUCGGGACAGGCGCUACGAGUUCAAAGGUCUCCACAAGGUGUGGAGAAAGAAGCUGUCUGCGGCGGUGGAGGUGGGAGAGGCAGCGGAAGCAAAGCGCUGCAGGAACAUGGAGGUCCUGUACGACUCCCUGCAGCUGGCUCACAAGUGCAUCCUCAACUCCUUCUAUGGCUACGUCAUGCGCAAGGGGGCCCGCUGGUACUCCAUGGAGAUGGCUGGCAUCGUCUGCUUCACGGGGGCCAACAUUAUCACCCAGGCACGGGAGCUGAUUGAGCAGAUCGGGAGGCCCUUAGAGCUGGACACAGAUGGAAUAUGGUGUGUCCUGCCCAACAGCUUCCCGGAAAACUUUGUCAUCAAGACGACCAGUGUGAAAAAGCCCAAGGUGACCAUCUCCUACCCUGGGGCUAUGUUAAACAUCAUGGUCAAGGAGGGCUUCACCAAUGAGCAGUACCAGGAGCUGGCUGAGCCUUCCUCGCUCACCUAUGUCUCCCGCUCAGAGAACAGCAUCUUUUUUGAGGUUGACGGACCCUACCUUGCCAUGAUCCUUCCAGCCUCCAAGGAAGAAGGCAAGAAACUGAAGAAGAGGUAUGCCGUAUUCAAUGAGGAUGGUUCCCUGGCUGAGCUCAAGGGCUUCGAGGUCAAACGCCGUGGGGAGCUGCAGCUGAUUAAAACCUUCCAGUCCUCAGUAUUCGAGGCCUUCCUUAAGGGCAGCACCCUAGAGGAGGCGUAUGGCUCUGUUGCCAAGGUGGCUGAUUACUGGCUGGACGUGCUGUACAGUAAGCUGGAAGAUUAUGGGGAGCAGAAGUCUACGUCCAUCAGCACGGCCAGGCGCCUGGCUGAGUUCCUGGGGGAUCAGAUGGUGAAGGAUGCAGGGCUGAGCUGCCGCUACAUCAUCUCCCGGAAGCCUGAGGGGUCUCCGGUCACAGAGAGGGCCAUUCCACUCGCCAUUUUCCAGGCAGAGCCCACGGUGAGGAAGUACUUUCUCCGGAAAUGGCUUAAGAGUCCUUCCCUUCAAGACUUUGAUAUUCGGACAAUUCUGGACUGGGACUACUACAUUGAGCGACUGGGAAGUGCCAUACAGAAGAUCAUCACAAUCCCUGCGGCUCUGCAGCAGGUGAAGAACCCAGUACCACGUGUCAAGCACCCUGACUGGCUGCACAAAAAACUGCUGGAGAAGAACGAUGUCUACAAGCAGAAGAAGAUCAGUGAGCUCUUCGUCCUUGAGGGCAAGAGACAGGUGGGCGUGGCACAAGCUUCAGAAGGUGCCCAGAGCCUUGGUGCCCCCGACAUGGAGGACUUCGGCCUUGUGAAGCCGCUCCACUCGGCAGUGCCCAUUGCUACCAAGAGGAGGUGUAGCCACUGGGAGAGCCAGGAGGAGUCGCAGGACCUGGAGCUGACGGUGCCCUGGCAGGAGAUCUUGGGGCAGCCUCCGGGGCUUGGAUCCACCCAGGAAGAGUGGCUGGUCUGGCUCCAGUUCCACAAGAAGAAGUGGCAGCUACAAGCUCGACAGCGCCUUGCUCACAAGAAGAGGCGGCGUCUGGCGGGGCCAGAAGGUGCACCGAGGCCUGGGACCGUCCGAGAGGGGCCCUCCACCGGGCUGGGGGGCUUCUUGCGAAGAACUGCUCGCAGCAUUCUGGACCUCCCGUGGCAGAUCGUGCAAAUCAGCGAGACCGGCCAGGCUGGCUUGUUCAGGCUGUGGGCUGUCAUCAGCAGUGACCUGUAUUGCAUCAAGCUGAACAUUCCCCGGGUAUUCUACGUGAACCAGCGGGUGGCCAAAGCGGAGGAGGGCCCUGCCUAUCGGAAGGUGAAUCGGGUCCUUCCUCGCUCCAACGUGGUCUACAAUCUCUAUGAGUACUCGGUGCCAGAGGACAUGUACCAAGAGCACAUCAACGAGAUCAACACUGAGCUGGCGGCGCCGGACAUCGAGGGCGUGUACGAGACUCAGGUUCCGUUAUUGUUUCGGGCCCUGGUGCAGCUGGGCUGUGUGUGUGUGGUCAAUAAACAGUUGGUGAGGCAUCACUCAGGCUGGGAAGCAGAAACCUUCGCUCUUGAGCACCUGGAGAUGCGCUCUCUGGCCCAGUUCAGCUACCUGGAACCAGGGAGCAUCCGCCACAUCUACCUGUAUCACCACGCGCAGGGCCACAAAGCUCUCUUCGGCAUCUUCGUGCCCGCACAGCGCAAGGCGUCUGUGUUUGUGUUGGAUACCGUGCGAAGCAACCAGAUGCCCAGCCUCAGUGCCCUGUACUCAGCUGAGCACAGCCUUCUGCUGGAGAAAGUGGGCCCUGAGCUCCUGCCCCCCAGCAAACACACUUUUGAAGUUCGGGCUGAAACAGACUUGAAGGUCAUCUGCAGAGCCAUCCAGCGCUUCCUGCUGGCCUACAAAGAGGAGCGCCGUGGGCCCACACUCGUCGCUGUUCAGUCCAACUGGGAGCUGAAGAGGCUGGCUGGCGAAGUGCCUGUCUUGGAGGAGUUCCCGCUAGUGCCUGUCCGUGUGGCUGAUAAGGUCAGCUACGGGGUCCUGGAUUGGCAGCGCCACGGAGCCCGGCGCAUGAUCCGGCACUACCUCAACCUGGACACUUGUCUGUCACAGGCCUUCGAGAUGAGCAGGUACUUCCACGUCCCUGUUGGGAAUCUGCCAGAGGACAUCUCUACGUUUGGCUCCGACCUCUUCUUUGCCCGCCAUCUCCAGCGCCACAACCACCUCCUCUGGCUGUCUUCCACAUCACGGCCUGACCUGGGCGGGAAGGAGGCUGACGACAACCGCCUCGUCGUGGAGUUCGAUGACCAAGCCCCUGUGGAGGUCAACAGUUCAGGCUGUUAUUCCACAGUGUGCGUGGAGCUGGACAUUCAGAACCUGGCUGUCAACACCAUCCUGCAAUCUCACCACGUCAAUGACAUGGAGGGGGCCAACAGCAUGGGCAUCAGCUUCGAUGUGAUCCAGCAGGCCUCCCUGGAGGACAUGAUCACGGGCAAUCAGGCUGCCAGCGCUCCCACCAGCUACGACGAGACGGCCCUCUGCUCCAGCACCUUCAGGAUCCUGAAGAGCAUGGUGGUGGGCUGGGUGAAGGAGAUCACGCAGUACCGCAACAUCUACGCGGACAACCAGGUGGUGCACUUCUACCGCUGGCUCCGGUCCCCGUCCUCGCUGCUCCACGACCCCGCCCUGCACCGCACGCUGCACAGCAUGAUGAAGAAGCUCUUCCUGCAGCUCAUUGCUGAGUUCAAGCGCCUGGGGUCAUCAGUCGUGUAUGCCAACUUCAACCGCAUCAUCCUGUGCACCAAGAAGCGGCGGGUGGAGGACGCCCUUGCCUACGUGGAGUACAUCACCAACAGCAUCCAUUCUAAAGAGAUCUUCCAUUCUUUGACAAUUUCUUUCUCUCGAUGCUGGGAAUUUCUUCUCUGGAUGGAUCCCUCUAACUAUGGUGGAAUCAAAGGAAAUGUUCCAUCUAGUAUUCACUGUGGACAGCAAGACUCCCCCGAAGAGGGCAGAGCAGAGGGGGAGGAGCCUGAGGAGGAACCUGAGGAGGGAGAGGAGGAGGGAGGUGCACAGGAGCUGGAUGUCGAGGACCUGCUGGAAAACAGCUGGAACAUCCUGCAGUUCCUGCCGCAGGCAGCCUCCUGCCAGAGCUACUUCCUCAUGAUCGUUUCAGCAUACAUCGUGGCCGUGUACCACAGCAUGAAGGAGGAGCUGAGGCGCAGCGCCCCGGGCAGCACCCCUGUGAGGAGGAGGGGGGCCAGCCAGCUCUCCCAGGAGGCCCAGGGAGAGGCCGGAGCCCUUCCGGGAAUGAUCACCUUCUCACAAGAUUAUGUGGCGAACGAACUCACUCAGAACUUCUUCACCAUCACACAGAAGAUUCAGAAGAAAGUCACAGGCUCUCGGAACUCGACUGAGCUCUCAGAAAUGUUUCCUGUCCUCCCCGGUUCUCACCUGCUCCUCAAUAACCCCGCUCUGGAGUUCAUCAAAUAUGUGUGCAAGGUCCUGUCUCUGGACACGAACAUCACAAACCAGGUGAACAAGCUAAACCGAGACCUGCUUCGUCUGGUAGAUGUCGGCGAGUUCUCGGAGGAGGCCCAGUUCCGAGACCCCUGCCGCUCCUACGUGCUCCCUGAGGUCAUCUGCCGCAGCUGUAACUUCUGCCGGGACCUGGACCUGUGCAAAGAGCCCUCCUUCUCUCAGGAUGGGUCUGUGCUGCCUCAGUGGCUCUGCUCCAACUGUCAGGUAGCCUACGACUCGUCAGUCAUCGAGAUGGCCCUGGUGGAGGCCCUGCAGAAGAAACUGAUGGCCUUCACCCUGCAGGACCUGAUCUGCCUGAAGUGCCGGGGUGUGAAGGAGACCAACAUGGCCAUGUACUGUAGCUGUGCCGGGGCCUUCUCCCUCACCAUCCACACCAAGGUCUUCAUGGAGCAGAUCAGAACCUUCCAGAACAUUGCCCAGCACUAUGGCAUGUCGUACCUCAUGGAGACCCUGGAGUGGCUGCUGCAGCAGAACCCCCAGCUGGGACAUUAGCAAGCUGGGCAGCGUCCCCAUUUUCUGCUCUGACUACCCACAUCCAAGACGGGCACCCAGGAAGACGAUCCUCAGGGAGCAGGUCAUGCAGCCCAGAAGAAGCGUGAACCAGCCAGAGCAAGAAGUGGCUCCACCUCCAGGUUCCCUGGGGCCCCCAGCCUCGGUCAGGGCAGCCCUCUCUAGGCCCAAGAAGCGUCUCCAGCGAGGGGUCCCAGGGCUGCUUUCUCGCUGGAUGAACACCCCUCUGCUGUUGCACGGCCCUCCCUGCGGCCCCGGCCCUUCCUGCCCACUUCCUGCCCUGAGGUGCCCUUGGAGGUCUUCUGUUUGAGCCGAGCCCCUGAGGGUGGCUGGAAGCCAGACGCAGGGCGAGGGGCACCUGAGUGGGAGUCUGCAGUCCCAGCUCUCCAGUUCCUUGCUUCCGGGAGAGGUGGCUGUCCUACAGUCCACGCCAGCGGCAUGCGGGCCGCAUCCUGGAGACCCUGGCUGAACCUGUGGACACCUGGGUGUCUCUCACACACUGAGUUCUGGGGCUUGGGCCCCUCUGUCUGUGGAGAUUCCCAGUCAGAGCAGCCUUUGCCGGAGUGUUCGUAUCAUGGCGUAGUCACCUCGUCGGCAGCAGCGAGACUGGGCGGGGGGCGGGAAGGCUGAGGAAGGGGAGGGUCUCAGGCUGGGGCUCAGCCGCAGCGGGGCCUGGCACCUCUCCCUCUGAAUCUGCCUGUGCUGUGAGGGGGCCACUGCAGCAGGAGGCCUGAGGGCCCCGGGGAGGGAGGAGGCGCGCCAUUAUCGCGGACUUCGACAUCAUAUGUUAGCACCUGGAUUCUAGAGAAGCAUUUCUUCACAUGCAAGACUAGGUUCUUUCCUUCAGGUCUGAGGAGUGGUUGGGAGAGGAUGGAGAAAAGGGCAACAGCAGUUUUAUCAGGAUUGAGGCAGUUCUGUUCUUGCUUCUCAGCCUCAGGGAUCAGUACAAGACCUGUGACCCCAAGGCAGAGAGGGUCCUUGGGCUGUGCCCCCUUUAAAAUGCGACACUCACCACCAGCUUGUUCAGGGCCCUGAACAGAGGGGCACAGAGAUGUGCCCCUUGCUGCACAGAGAUGUGGGCCAUGCUGUUUUCUCCUCCCGGGUGGGGCUGAAUCAGAGGAGAAUGGGCCAGGCUGGGGGACCCUUUGCUGAGCAUGAGUUCUCGCUCCGUUCUGCCAGCAGCAGCCCCAGAACAUAAGAUCAACUCUGUGCACCUCAUUUCUAACUAAAUGCAACUGGAAGCAAAAGAAAACCAGCCAAAUUGGCGAGAACACAAACAUGUUAAAAGUGAAUCAUAGGGGCUUCCCAGGUGGCGCAGUGGUUGAGAGUCCACCUGCCGAUGCAGGGGACGCGGGUUCAUGCCCUGGUCCGGGAAGAUCCCACAUGCCGCGGAGCG